Boeremia exigua is the source of this 552-nucleotide messenger RNA. RefSeq lists its product as uncharacterized. The coding region runs from base 1 to 552 and encodes 183 amino acids. The record is from RefSeq and is a predicted model, not a curated record. The transcript is spliced from 2 exons. NCBI's taxonomy places the organism in Eukaryota, Fungi, Ascomycota, Dothideomycetes, Pleosporales, Didymellaceae.
AUGUCCGCCCUCUCCCCCACCGGCCCCGCGCAACCAUCCCAGGCCCAAGCCUACGAAACCCCCGGCAACCCCGCCUCCACCAACCCCUCCGAAGACGCCGCCCAGUCCUUCAACGCCGCCGACAACUCCGCCUCCGUCGCCCAGCGCGUCCCGCAGAAACAAGCCUCCGACGCCGCCGGCCACCGCAACGCCAAAUUCGAAGAAGGCGCGGGCGUGCACGGCGCGCCGCCCGGCGAAGAGAGCAAGGGCCUGAGCCACGAGGACGUCGGGCGCCACCGGGAGCUCGACGGCGAGCAGAUGGCGGCGCCGGGCGAGGGGCGGGUCGCCGAGGCUGUGCGGAAGGGCGGCGAAGGGAUGGGGGGUGGCGGCAGUGAGCCGAGUUUCACGAGUGAUUUGGACCGCAAGAAGGCGGAGCAGCAGGAGGCGCGCGAGGCGAUUAAGCAGGAUAGGGCGGGGGCGGCGCGGGACGGUGGGCUGGCGGGUCAGACGGGCGGGCCUGCGAAUCCGGUGGGGCAGAACAAUUAUCCCAAUGGCGGGCCAUUGAGGCAGUAG